Messenger RNA from Ogataea polymorpha, 3213 nucleotides. RefSeq lists its product as uncharacterized. The coding region runs from base 400 to 1881 and encodes 493 amino acids. The record is from RefSeq and is a predicted model, not a curated record. The transcript has a single exon. Lineage: Eukaryota; Fungi; Ascomycota; Pichiomycetes; Pichiales; Pichiaceae. Gene Ontology annotation, molecular function: protein binding.
CUGAUCUCCGAAAAGCUAGAAGCAGAACUUAUAAGUGAAGAAUCCAGUUUCGGAUGCCCCACUUGCGGAAAUCCAGAAUCAAAAAAACUAAAACAGUGUGCUCCGUUGAAGUCCGUUAUUGAUUAUAUUUUGCAGGUUAGGUCUGAUACUGAUUAUGGGGUGCAGAUCAAGGGAGACGUAAAUGCUGAUUCUGAUGAUAAUAACAACGAAUCCCAUAAAACUCUUCUAUCAGCAUUUAAUGAGGUUCUCAGUGAAAUAGAGGAACCAUUGAUAAGGCAUAGCUUUCAAGCAGUGGACGACCAACCAAAGACCAUAAGUGAUUUACCAUCAACAUCACAAACAAAUCAUGAUUGGAUCAAAAAACACUCUCAUCUAGGGUUACAAGCUCAAGAUACAGCUAUGGUCACUACACAUUCACAUCAAACACAAAACAGUCGUCCACACGCUCAAAACUCUUACUCCUCAAAAUCGCUCUCCGGUUUUGUAGGAGAUAAGGAAGAUCACACUAAUGACAGCCUUAAGGAUGUGAACAAAGAGUUCUUAUAUGCUAAGAAUUUUCCUCUUUAUCGCAAACUUUAUCAACACCACACUCAUCACUCUAAUUUCCCAUUUAAAACAAAGCUAUUCAUCAAUACAGAUUUCUCUCCACAGCUCGACAAAUUGGUGCUCUUGAGCGAAAAAAAAUGGGAGGUUUAUCAUUUAUCAGUCAACCAUCCAGAAAAGCCUCCCUUGUUACUAUGUUGUGGAAACAUAAAUGGGGAUUACGGAGAAACAUUCAGUGCCCUAAAGAAAGUUAGUACUAACGAGAUUAUAAUGAACUCCAACUUCGGUGAGAAUGCUAAAGAUUCCCUGGAAUCCUUAGCCAAUUGGGAGCACUUAUUUUGCAAGAUAACAAAAGACAUCCUGAUCAUUUCGGGAACACGUGGGUUUGUUCGCUUUUUUGACCUACAAUCUAAAGGAAGGCCGCUAUAUACGUACCAAUGUCGGUUUCCUGUUAGAUGCAUAGAUGUCUCUUCUGAUGGAAAGUAUGCUAGCUUGGGUGUAACAGGUAAAGACAAGUUUACUGGAUUCGAGCAAGCAUUCAUUAUUCUCCUAAAGCUUGAACUUCUGGAAAUAAAGUCGCAUAUCUCUAGUUUCAACGAAGGUGAAAAAUCAUAUGCAGCUGGACACCUGGAUACCAACGUGGGAUCAUUAUAUCCCGCUACAUCUGCGGGGCUAAGAACCUUACAAAUUCAGUGUUUCCCUUUCACACUUCCAUAUAGGGAUCCCGUGUCCAUUUUGAAGUUUUCUCCAAAUUGCAGAUACUUGACUGUUGCGACCGCAUUGGAAUCCAGAUUCAUGAUCAUUAGUAUCAAAGAUCCCUCAAGACCAGUGAUGGUGAUGAAAUCUCAAAGAAAACUGGAUACUUCUCUGGAGAGUGAAGGAAUAACCGAUUUAAGCUUCUUCCCUGAUAAUAGACUGAUGACAUUAACUUCUGUCUCGUACAAUUCAGUGCCAAUAAUCAUUGAUACUAAUAUUACAUCUAUAUCUGGUCCUGAAGGUAUUGCACAUCCGAAACUUCUUGCAAAAGUUGAGGAGGUCGGAAACACGAUUCAUAAGUGUUGCGUGUCACCUCGAGGGGAUUCAGUUGCAUACCUUGAUCGCUCUGGAGCUGUCUACGUUAUGUCAACAUCAAGAAUUGAUGACACUGACAGCAAAAGGUUGGUUGUAGUCACUGAUGUCAGCAACUCAUACCAAGUGAAAGAAGCGGCCUCUUUGAGAUUCGAUAAAGAUGGAUACAAGCUUUAUGUCUUGGAUCGAAAAGGCCUUCUCACAAUUUCCGACUUCACAGCAGGUACUGUGGAGGAUCCUUCUAUUACCAGAUGCAAAAUAAUUAUCUGAGAAACGAUAUGCUGUUUCAGUCAAGUUUGAGUCUGAGCCUCGAGUUUUUAAGUAUUGAUGGUGUAUGUUUUCUUCAAAGAGUUUGUAUUCAAAAGGUCAAACACUUGAUGAUGAAACUUUCUGGAAGUGAUUUUUUUGUUCCUGGUACCUGUGAACAUACUGCGCAACUUUAGCAUGUCGAUGCCGCUGGAUAACAACCUAGACUCCUCAUCUUGAUGAAAAUUAACUUGAAGCUUUGUGAUAUUGAUGUAAUCAGGGUUCUUGUUAGGUAGGAUAUAUGGUAUACCGAAAUAAUUCUUGCGGUUCUCUUUAUAAGUAUAUUCAAACAACAAGUUGUUGAUGUCCAAUGUAAAGUCCAAAAACAGCCGUCUUUUCUCCUUAGUGGAUAUGGGGAAAAAGUUAACGAAUAUCAGUUUGGAAGGGCAUUCCGAAAUGUUCACACCGUUAAAUUUCUCGAUUUCAUUUCUUCUGAUGUUACUUUCUUGUAAAGCUGAUAUCAAUCCGUUUUGGAGAAGGGCAUUGAUCUUCAAGAACUGAUUCUGAAUCAUUGCAUUGAAAUCGCGGGGCUCGAUUUCAGCAAGCUUUGAGUACUUCGGAUAUUUGAAAUAAUCUGAGAUAAUCAAAGCGCCCUUGAAAUGAAGAAAAUAUGAUUCAGAGUCAUCUCCUGUAUGAGCAAGCUCAGGGGUCUCAAGAAUAGAAGCCAGCCGCAAUAAACUGGUUCUAAUGGUCAAGGGAGAAUCGAAAUUCAAAAGCAGAGGCUUUAUAUCUGCAUCGCGUUCACUCUCGAUAGCUUUGACCUCUGCCUCAUUUGUCACUGUAACAUAUACAAUAUAACCCCUUCUAUUGAGAUCGUUGACAAGCUUUUGAACAACUACGGAGGUAGGGGGUCCAACAAUUAGAACUGCUUCAAAUCGCCUUCCAUUUGAGAGGAGCCGUGCCCUGCGCUGGGUUUUCGAAUGUCUUAAGUACCGAUAAGUCCCUAUACCUCCUAACACAGUAGCAAGAAAUACUGUUUUUAGAUCUAGGCGUGAGAACUGGUUGAUGGAUGUACGAAUCGCUGAGUGGUGAACUGGCGCAGGAGGUGGUGUAGUAUCAAUCCAGAUGUUUCUAAUAUGAUCAUAAGACUUAGAUAUCAAGUUCUUCGACGUUUGAAAAACUAUGUUGGAAAUGUCAAAAACUGAAUCCGCAAAGUCAGGCAUCCUAGUUAAUAAGGCACUGUCUUCAAAGGGGAAAAAUACUGUAAUAUCAUUUUUUGCAAAUUCCUUUCGCUAAAAUACUUCAUAAUACGACUCAAACUAUAUGAACGUUGAGAUCCCUACGGUUUUCAAUAUC